UGUAGUAAACUGAAACUCAACUGAAUAGUAAACUUGACUUGCCUAUUAAAUUAGAAAAAUUUGUACAUUUCUGACUAUUUUUUUUUUUUAGUUUCAAAUAACUAAUAUUUAACAUAUAUCGUAUAUAAUUUUAAGCUAUUGAAACAUGGAGGCGCUUAUUCCUGUUAUAAACAAGUUACAAGACGUGUUCAACACUGUAGGGGCUGAUGCUAUUCAAUUGCCUCAAAUUAUUGUGGUUGGAACACAGAGCUCUGGAAAAAGUUCAGUGAUAGAGAGUUUAGUUGGGCGCACAUUUUUGCCUCGUGGUACUGGAAUAGUGACAAGGUGCCCACUGGUGAUUCAGCUUAAUUACUGUCCCAAAGAUGACCGAGAACACAGGAGCACAGAAGAAGGCACACAAAAUAUAGAAGAAUGGGGAGUGUUUCUUCACACUAAAGGCAAAAUAUUCAGUGAUUUUAAUGAAAUCCGAAAUGAAAUUGAGGAAGAGACAAACCGAAAAGCAGGACAUAAUAAGGGAGUGUGUUCAGAGCCAAUUGUUCUUAAAAUAUACUCUCCUCAUGUUCUCAACUUAUCAUUGGUUGAUCUACCUGGCCUUACCAAGGUUCCAGUUGGGGAACAACCUGAAGACAUUGAACUGCAGAUCAAGAAAUUAAUCAUAAAAUACAUAAGCAACCCCAACAGUAUCAUAUUGGCUGUUGUUACGGCUAACACAGAUAUGGCUACAAAUGAGAGUAUCAAGAUAGCAAGAGAUGUCGAUGUUGAUGGUCGCAGAACCCUGGCUGUAGUGACCAAGCUGGAUCUUAUGGAUGCUGGCACUGACGCUAUUGAUAUCCUAUGUGGUCGAGUGAUUCCUGUCAAACUGGGUAUCAUUGGAGUUGUUAACAGGUCACAAAAGGAUAUUAAUGAUAAAAAGUCAAUCAAAGAUACAUUACGUGACGAAGCAACCUUCCUACAGCGCAAGUACCCGACACUGGCGAAUCGCAACGGCACCCCUUACUUGGCCAAGACUCUGAAUCGUCUGCUGAUGCAUCAUAUACGUGACUGUCUACCUGACCUCAAGACUAGAGUGAACGUGAUGGUGUCUCAGUUUCAAUCUCUGCUGAAUUCGUAUGGAGACGACGUUUCGGAUAAGAGUCAAACGUUGUUGCAAAUUAUCACCAAGUUUGCGUCUGCAUAUUGCUCAACGAUUGACGGAACUUCCAGAAACAUUGAAACUACUGAAUUAUGUGGAGGUGCAAGAAUAUGCUACAUAUUUCAUGAGACGUUUGGACGCACCUUGGAUUCUAUACACCCUUUAGUAGGACUUACCAAAAUGGAUAUCUUGACAGCAAUCCGGAAUGCUACUGGUCCUAGACCUGCUCUAUUUGUCCCAGAGGUGUCUUUUGAACUACUAGUGAAGAGGCAGAUCCGCAGAUUAGAGGAGCCAUCACUGCGCUGUGUAGAGCUAGUCCAUGAGGAGAUGCAACGAAUCAUCCAACAUUGCGGUACAGAGAGUCAGCAAGAAAUGCUGCGGUUCCCUAAACUGCACGAGAAAAUCAUGGAUGUUGUCACUCAUCUGCUGAGAAGACGUCUACCUCCAACCAAUUCAAUGGUUGAAAAUCUGGUUGCGAUUGAGUUGGCUUAUAUUAAUACAAAACAUCCAGACUUUCACAAAGAUGCUGCUUUGGUUCCCUCUCUUCUGAAGUCUGUGGAGGAAGAUACAAUAAGACAUCAAACCAGAAACAACAAAAGACACACUGUUUACUUGACUAAUGCUGACUCUGUUGUCAAUGACUCUGAACAGCAGAACCAUGGCCAUAAUGGUCGAAACAAUGAAAUACUGAUGAACGCAGACCGUUCAAAUUUAAGAAACUUGAUGUCCAAUAUCUUCCCUCGUCAAGAGAACAGCAAGGAUCCAUCAGCAGAGAACUCUCCGUUGUCCACACCCACACACCAACCCAACGACACGGAGAGUAAAAGCGUUAUGAGUCCUCAGAGACCCAUCAACUUGCUGCCGGAAGUCCCCACGCAGACUAGUCGCAGGUUGUCAGAAAAAGAGCAAAGAGAUUGUGACGUUAUUGAGCGUCUUAUCAAGUCGUACUUCUACAUAGUUCGGAAAUCAAUCCAAGACAGUGUUCCUAAAGCUGUGAUGCAUUUCUUGGUGAAUUAUGUGAAAGACAACCUACAGUCAGAGCUAGUCACACAUCUAUACAAGUCCGAUAAAGCAGAUGAACUGCUCAACGAGUCUGAACAUGUUGCACUGAGGAGGAAAGAGGCCGGUGAUAUGCUUAAGGCACUUCAGAAAGCCAAUCUCAUAAUCAGUGAGAUCAGGGAAACACAUAUGUGGUAGACGCGACAUAGUUGUUCUCCUUUAGUGCAUCAACUUACAGAGAAAUUAGGUUAGUUUGUAAUGUGCCUUACAGAACAUGUAUUUAAUAUAAUUUAUUUGUGAAUCAA
Molecule: messenger RNA, 2436 nt
Organism: Macrosteles quadrilineatus (aster leafhopper)
Lineage: Eukaryota; Metazoa; Arthropoda; Insecta; Hemiptera; Cicadellidae
Product: dynamin-1-like protein
Exons: 13
Coding region: 146-2329 (727 amino acids)
Biological process (GO): mitochondrial fission
Cellular component (GO): mitochondrion; cytoplasm; microtubule
Molecular function (GO): GTP binding; GTPase activity; microtubule binding
Source: RefSeq, a predicted model, not a curated record